AUGCCAGAAGAGUGGCAGCUUUCAAAGGCCACUUUCUGAAACUUGACGUAUCUACAACAGGAAUCUUGAAAGAAAACUGUUGAUCUUUUGGCCACCUUGAAAUUGUCAACGCACACCUCUGAUUAUUAAAUUUAACAAGUAUUCUAAGAAAAUCAAGCUUAUACAACAGCAAUUUCAGUUUCAUCGCGUAUAAGAUCUUGAACUUGGGUCCCCCUUGAGAACAAACCAACAUGUAGAAUGGGUUUCUUAAUGAAAUCUAGAGUUCCCAUUCCCAAUUCUCCGUUUGCGAAUUUGAGAAGGAUAUAACAGGUUUCUUGCACCUCAUUUGGUGCCAUUCUGUCUCUAAAAAUAUCACUUCAUUAAGGUUAAAAUAGUUCCUAUUAUUUAUUUUUAGCAGACGUCUCAUUGUUACAAACUGUCUAAUAAAUUAAGAAUUAGACAUUUUCAGUUUUUCAAAAUAAAAAAAAAUUGAGUUAUAAAAGAAAAGUGUAGGUAUUAAUCAUGGGAAAGAGAAAGAAAAUUUUUGACGAGGAAAAUGGAACUCAUCUUAGCAGAUAUGUUAAAAGGAGAUUGGCCAAAAAGAAUUCAAAUGUAGACACGGGGGAGAUGCAGGAUAAUGAAGAAAUAAUGAAGUCUUUGGAACUUACGACAGAAUUAGGAUUGUACAGUCUAAAUGGUGGUCCCUCCAACCUUUUAACAACCAUUGAUGAAGUAGAAAAUGUAGACAACAAUUUUGAAAUCACGUCAACUGAUGAGGAAAUAAUAGAGAUAAAUGAAUCUACGGAGGAUGAACACUGUAGCUAUUAUUGUGAAUCUACAUCAUCACAAACUGAAACAGAAACUGAGGAUGAACUUUACAUCCACCGUGAAAACUUUUGCCAACCAUCACAAUACUUGCCUCUUUUCAACUUGGGGUUUUAUUUCAAGAAUAACCUUUCUAAGAAGGCUUUUCAUCAAAGUUUGAAAUUGACGCAAAUUGCUACCCAAGACAGCCAAAAGCAACUACAAAAUCCUGAAUCGUGUUUAAAUGAGUACUCCCACUUGGCAGUCAAUAUUCAAAAACAAUUCAUUUGCCUUCAGAAAGAGUGCAGUCAGAUUCUUGUAAUUGACUCUAAAGGUAUCCCUACAGCUAGACAACCAUGUGGCCAUAAAUUAUCUAAAGAAGACAAGACGUGUUUCAUGCUGAAACUACCAAUCAAACAGCAGUUGCUGCAUUAUCUACAAGAAGGGGACAUGCUAGAUAAUAAAGAUUUUGUGUCGGCAACUAUACCAAAUGAAGGGAUUCGAAAAGACGUCAGUUCUGGUGAUUGCUGUCGUACCCUAGUAAAGAAUCGACAUAUCACCAAUAGAACAAUGACUGGGAUCUUAAAUAUUGAUGGUGCUGACUUCUUUAAGUCCAGUAAAUUUGGCUUUUGGCCAUGUAUGGCAGUUAUAAACGAAGUACCGUAUAAAAAACGACGAUCGAAUAUGGUGUUGAUGGCAUUGUGGUACGGAAACAAGAAACCUCCUCGCGAUUCUUUCCUAGAAUUUGCACUUCAAGAUUUACAAUCUCUGGAAUCCGAUCCGAUUGAAUUUAAAGGAAUUACAGUCCCCUCCAUAAGCGAUAGAGGUUGCAAACCCUAA
Messenger RNA from Daphnia pulicaria, 1623 nucleotides. RefSeq lists its product as uncharacterized. The record is from RefSeq and is a predicted model, not a curated record. The transcript has 4 exons. NCBI's taxonomy places the organism in Eukaryota, Metazoa, Arthropoda, Branchiopoda, Diplostraca, Daphniidae. Bases 502 to 1623 code for a protein of 373 amino acids.